Lottia gigantea (owl limpet) is the source of this 2769-nucleotide messenger RNA. RefSeq lists its product as hypothetical. The transcript has 23 exons. The record is from RefSeq and is a predicted model, not a curated record. Bases 1 to 2769 code for a protein of 922 amino acids. Gene Ontology annotation, molecular function: ATP hydrolysis activity; P-type calcium transporter activity; ATP binding. Gene Ontology annotation, cellular component: Golgi membrane; plasma membrane; endoplasmic reticulum. Gene Ontology annotation, biological process: manganese ion transport; intracellular calcium ion homeostasis; calcium ion transmembrane transport. Lineage: Eukaryota; Metazoa; Mollusca; Gastropoda; Lottiidae.
AUGUGUUAUCAAUUUACAGACUAUUUUUUUUUGCAGUGUGAGGACAAAAAAGAAGACAUGAUGGCCAGUUUUAAAUCAGAAAGGGCUUGUCUCUUAGAUUAUGAAGAAAUAGCGGAUAUCUUAAAGACAAGCCUGGAUCAUGGCCUCACUGAAACAGAAGCUAAACAAAGAUUAAAGUUGUAUGGUGUCAAUGAUUUUGAAAUAUCACAAGAUGAACCAUUAUGGAAAAAAUACCUUGGACAGUUUAAAGAUCCAUUAAUAUUACUCUUAUUGGCAUCAGCAGUAGUAAGUGUUUUUAUGAAACAGUUUGAUGAUGCUGUUAGUAUAACAGUGGCUAUUACAAUUGUUGUUACAGUAGCAUUUAUACAGGAAUAUAGAUCUGAAAAAUCUUUAGAAGCAUUAUCAAAAUUGGUACCACCAAAAUGCCAUUGUUUACGGAAUGGUAAAGUCGAAACAUUUUUUGCCCGUGAUUUAGUACCUGGUGAUAUAGUAUAUUUAAGUGUAGGAGAUCGUGUCCCAGCUGAUCUUCGCUUAUUUGAGGCAGUAGAUAUGUCUAUUGAUGAAUCAAGUUUUACUGGUGAAACUGAGCCAGUCAAUAAACAGACCAACAUAUUAAAUAAAGGUUCUACUAAUGGUAUAUCUAGUAGAACGAAUAUAGCUUUUAUGGGUACUCUAAUACGAUGUGGCAGGGGCAAGGGUGUAGUUAUUGGUACAGGCGAAAGUUCAGAAUUUGGUGAAAUUUUUAAAAUGAUGAAUGCUGAAGAUGCACCCAAAACUCCCUUACAGAAGAGUAUGGAUACUCUUGGAAAACAACUAUCAUUUUAUUCCUUCUGUAUUAUUGGUGUUAUAAUGUUGAUAGGAUGGAUUCAGGGUAGAGGAUUAUUAGAUAUGUUUACUAUUGGUGUUAGUUUGGCAGUAGCAGCAAUUCCUGAAGGUUUACCUAUUGUAGUAACAGUAACAUUAGCUAUUGGAGUUAUCAGAAUGGCUAAACAGAAAGCUAUCAUAAAGAAACUACCUAUCGUGGAAACUCUUGGAUGUGUGACUGUUGUAUGUUCAGAUAAAACAGGUACAUUAACUAAGAAUGAAAUGACAGUUACACAGAUAUAUACAUCAGAUGAUCAACAAGCUGAGGUUACUGGGGUAGGUUAUAAUGGAGAUGGUCAAGUUAUAUCUGGAGGUGAAGCAUCUAAAGGUGGAGCAUCAACAUUAUCUAAAGUAGUUGAGGUUGGAUGUGUAUGUAAUAAUUCAGAUAUUACAAAUGAAGGUUUACGUGGUCAACCUACUGAAGGAUCAUUAUUAGCUUUAGCAAUUAAGAUGCAUGUGCAAGAUUACCGAGAAAAAUAUACUAGGCUACAAGAAUGGUCUUUUAGUUCAGAAACUAAAUAUAUGACUGUUAAAUGUCAACCUAAAUUUGGGAAUGAUAAUGAACCAGUAUAUUUUGUAAAAGGUGCAUUAGAAAGAGUAUUACAGAUGUGUACACAUAUAUUAUAUAAUGGUACAACACAACCAUUGACAGAGAAAAAUGUACAGAAAUAUACUCAACAGGCUUCACGUAUGGGCUCUGCUGGUCUCAGAGUUUUAUCAAUGGCAUAUGGUAAAGAAAUGAACAAGUUAAUAUUUGUUGGUAUGGUUGGUAUCAUUGAUCCACCUAGAGAAGGAGUACGAGAAGCUAUAUGGACAUUAUUAAGCUCAGGUGUUAGUAUUAAAAUGCUAACUGGUGAUUCAGAAGAAACAGCUAAAGCAGUUGGUGCAAGAUUAGGAUUAUAUUCAUCUGGAGCCUCCUCAUUAUCUGGAGAUCAAAUUGAUCAAAUGGAUAUCAAAGAUUUACGCAAAAUUAUCAACCAAGUUGGUGUGUUUUAUAGAGUAACACCUCGACAUAAAUUAAAAAUAGUCAAAGCUCUACAAUCUAAUGGUGCUGUUGUUGGAAUGACAGGCGAUGGUGUAAAUGAUGCUGUAGCAUUAAAAUCUUCAGAAAUAGGUAUCUCUAUGGGUAAAUCUGGUACUGAUGUAUCUAAAGAGGCUGCAGAUAUGAUUCUUGUUGAUGAUGACUUCUCUACUAUUCUAUCUGCUAUUGAAGAAGGAAAAGGCAUAUUUUAUAACAUUAAAAAUUUUGUACGGUUUCAACUGAGCACGAGUAUGGCAGCCUUAUCAUUAAUAGCUUUAUCAACUGUUAUGAGUUUACCUAAUCCUUUAAAUGCUAUGCAAAUAUUAUGGAUUAAUAUCAUAAUGGAUGGACCUCCAGCUCAAAGUUUGGGUGUAGAGCCUGUAGAUCAUGAUGUGAUAAGACAACCACCACGUAAAGUACGAGAUCCUAUAUUAACUAAACAACUCAUAUUUAAUGCUCUAUUAUCUGCUGUUAUUAUUGUUAGUGGUACAUUAUGGGUAUUCUGGAGAGAGAUGAGUGAUAACAAAAUAACACCCCGAGAUACUACUAUGACUUUUACCUGUUUUGUAUUUUUUGAUAUGUUUAAUGCUUUAGGCUGUAGAUCACAGUCAAAGUCUAUAUUUCAAAUAGGGUUGUUUACAAAUAAAGUAUUUUUAUUAGCUGUUGGUGGGUCUAUAUUAGGUCAAUUAUUAGUUAUUUAUUUCCCACCAUUACAACUUGUAUUUCAAACAGAAGCACUCAGUAUUGUAGAUUUUGUAUUUUUAAUAAGUUUGACCUCAACAGUGUUUAUAGCUUCUGAAUUAAGAAAAUGGCGUCAAAGAACUUGUGAGGAUAAAAAACGUUUAGUGGUAGAAAAUAAAUAUUAUCCUGAUAACUAUGUAUAG